Messenger RNA from Capsella rubella, 1284 nucleotides. Its product is annotated as FBD-associated F-box protein At3g49020-like. The transcript has 3 exons. The annotation marks the transcript as partial. The record is from RefSeq and is a predicted model, not a curated record. NCBI's taxonomy places the organism in Eukaryota, Viridiplantae, Streptophyta, Magnoliopsida, Brassicales, Brassicaceae.
CUUGAGUUUGAUGACUAUCACGGAACAUUUCUAGAGUAUGUUUUCACAUCUUUGAUUUCAAAUAAAGCUCCAGUUCUAUAUAGUCUGGGUUUUAGCGUUAGAGAACAGUAUCAUGCUAAGGAUAUUGGGAUAUGGAUUGGAAUUGCUUUUGCACGCCAUGUGCGUAAACUGGCACUGUGGUUAUCCUUUGAGGAGCUAGAUUACCCAACAAAUUUUCCCGAUCGUUUGUGUUUAUGUAAUGAUAGUCUCGAGAUAUUGGAACUCGGGGGUUCAAUUCUUUUGGACUUUUACUAUCCGGUUUGUUUCAAGUCCCUAAGAGAGUUGCACCUUACCGAUAUAUCUUUCGAAAAUGAAGAAUCUAUUAGCAACCUUCUAUGUGGCUGUCCUAGUCUUGAAGAUUUGGUUGUGCGUCGACCAAUGCUUUCACAACGUCCCAAGACUUUCACUUUCUGGAUUGCAGUGCCAUCACUACAGAGACUAACGUUAGAAGAUGAUGUCUAUAGAGAAGGAGGUGGUGGAUACUAUGUAAUAGAUGCUCCUUAUUUGAAAUACUUGAACCUCAAAGAUUUCAAUGGGCAUGAGUUUUGUGUGAUUGAGAAUUCCCCAAAGCUGGUGGAGGCAAAAAUUUGUGACAUUGCUUAUAUAACUAACGAGAGCAUUCUGCUUUCUCUAACUUCAGUCAAACGUCUUUCCUUAUACAUCUCACCUUUAAAGGAGAUUAAGUAUCCUACUGGUAAAAUCUUCGAUCAGCUUCUAUCGUUGGAGUUGUGUACUAAUUAUGAAAAAGAGUUGCAAAAUCGACUUUCGCUCAUGCUCGAUGGUUCUCCCAAAUUACAAACCCUCAAGCUCAUCUAUUUAUGGGAGGGUACUAUAAAAGCUGAUAUGGUGGACGGGAAAUGGAAUAAACCGAAAUGUGUACCAGAAUGUUUGUUGUUCCAUCUUAAGACGUUCGUGUGGACAGGGUACCAAUGGCAACGAGAAGAUGAGAAUGAAGUGGCUACGUACAUCCUUAAGAACGCAAGACACUUGAAGAAAGCAACUCUCUCCACAAAACCCAUCAAAUCUACGAAGCUCGAGAAGUUGGAAAAGAGACGUGAGAUGCUCGACGAGUUGGCUAGUGUGGUUAGGGCUUCACAUUCAUGUCAACUCGUGUUCGAAACUGCUAAGCACCGUUGGUAUAAUUAGGAUUUCUAUUUUGGUAAAUUUGGAUUACAAUAAAUUUGUGUUUUGAAUUGUGUCAUCAUCGUCUAUUUUAAUCUCUAUCAUGCAUAUUUAUUAAUUUUA